Molecule: messenger RNA, 474 nt
Organism: Plasmodium knowlesi strain H
Lineage: Eukaryota; Apicomplexa; Aconoidasida; Haemosporida; Plasmodiidae
Product: AP-3 complex subunit sigma, putative
Exons: 6
Coding region: 1-474 (157 amino acids)
Biological process (GO): vesicle-mediated transport; intracellular protein transport
Cellular component (GO): intracellular membrane-bounded organelle; membrane coat
Source: RefSeq, a predicted model, not a curated record
AUGAUAAAAGCUGUUCUAAUAAUAAACAACAAUGGGAAGCCCAGGUUCCUCCGAUUUUACGAUGAAAGUAGCCAUGAAAGGCAACAAAUGAUUACAAAGCGAAUUCAUGAAACUAUAAAGAAAAGGACUACCAAUGAGUCUUGUUGUUUUUUGGAAGAUGAGGAAUUGUUCAAUUCGGAUGUGAAAAUUGUGUACAGGCAUUUCGCGACUUUGUACUUUAUUUUUAUUAUCGACUCUAUGGAGAGCGAACUGGGUAUUCUGGACCUAAUUCAGGUUUUCGUUCAAGUGUUAGAUGCAAAUUUCGAGAAUGUGUGCGAAUUGGAUUUGAUAUAUAAUUAUGAGCAGAUCAACUACAUACUGGAUGAGAUCAUAAUGGGAGGCAUCGUUAUGGAAACGAGCAUAGAAGCGAUAAUGGGUUCUAUCAAUGGCGCGAAGAAGUUAAUUGAAAACGAGUCCUCGUUCUUUGGUGACUGA